Leucoraja erinaceus (little skate) is the source of this 4756-nucleotide messenger RNA. Its product is annotated as cyclin-Y-like. Gene Ontology annotation, molecular function: cyclin-dependent protein serine/threonine kinase activator activity; protein kinase binding. The transcript has 7 exons. The annotation marks the transcript as partial. NCBI's taxonomy places the organism in Eukaryota, Metazoa, Chordata, Chondrichthyes, Rajiformes, Rajidae. The record is from RefSeq and is a predicted model, not a curated record. Gene Ontology annotation, biological process: regulation of canonical Wnt signaling pathway; regulation of cyclin-dependent protein serine/threonine kinase activity. Gene Ontology annotation, cellular component: plasma membrane; cytoplasmic cyclin-dependent protein kinase holoenzyme complex.
CCUUGUGGAUUGUCAACCCCGCAUCGGUUGUUGUCAAGAUUUGAAUGUGCAGGGACUUUUGUUGGCAUGCAAUGGAUGCGGUUUGAACUGCUGGCCAGCUCGGUCUGAUUUGUAUCUUGUUUCUCAGCAACCUCCAGGGCAGAUGAGGAGGAAAUACAGCUCCUGCUCCACCAUAUUCCUGGAUGACAGCACAGUCAGUCAGCCAAAUCUCAAAUAUACCAUCAAAUGUGUAGCUCUUGCAAUAUAUUACCACAUCAGGAACAGAGAUUCAGAUGGAAGAAUGUUGUUAGAUAUAUUUGAUGAGAAGCUCCACCCAUUGUCGAAAACAGAAAUGCCAGCAGAUUAUGACCGACAUGAUCCAGAACAGAAACAGAUAUACCGUUUUGUGCGAACGUUAUUCAGUGCAGCUCAGCUCACUGCAGAAUGUGCUAUUGUAACUUUGGUGUAUCUCGAGCGGCUCUUAACAUACGCAGAGAUUGAUAUUUGCCCCAGUAACUGGAAACGGAUUGUGUUGGGGGCCAUCCUACUUGCAUCCAAGGUAUGGGACGAUCAAGCUGUUUGGAAUGUGGACUACUGCCAAAUCCUUAAAGAUAUCACAGUGGAAGACAUGAAUGAGUUGGAACGGCAGUUCCUGGAGCUGCUGCAGUUCAACAUCAAUGUGCCCUCCAGUGUUUACGCAAAGUAUUACUUUGACCUACGGUCCUUGGCAGAAGCCAACAAUCUGAGUUUCCCACUGGAACCACUCAGCAGAGACAGAGCGCAGAAACUGGAGGCACUCUCCCGGCUAUGUGAGGACAAAUACAAGGACUUGAGGAAAUCUGCACGGAAGCGCUCAGCCAGCGCGGACAAUCUGACUGUUGUCCGAUGGUGCCCGGCCAUUAUUCCUUAACGCUGGGCAGCUUUGCUUGAAGACACAUGCUAUCAUCCAUCCAGUUUUUGUCUGGGGGAAGAAAAGAAAAAAAAAUGACGAGACUUCAUUAGACUUUGGCUAGAUGCCUUCACAGUGCCUCCAUCUUCUGUAGCACAGGAAAAUGGAAACAUCUCAAUUGAGAGAACAAAACUGAAUCAAUGAGAAAGGACUUUCAUUUCUAGCAUCUUCACUGCCUCCGAACCGCACCACCACUCCCCCCGCAAUAGGGGCUUCAACACAAUGGGGGGGGGCCCACAGCCGACAAAAAUGAAACGGGCGACACGAGAUAGCAGACGCUGGAAUCUGGAACGAGAGGAAAAAAAGACAAAACAAAAGUUCUGGAGAAACUCGGGCGGCAUCUGUGGAGGAAAAUGACCAGACGACCGACCGCCUCGGUAACCCCUCCUCAAAUCGAUGGGAAAGGCGAUCUGCAGAGUAAAAACCCAAGAGGAGAAAUGUCAUUCUUGACUGUUGGCUUGUUUGUGGAUAAGAGGUUUGCUUUCAAAUACACAGCUGAAGCAGCUUGUGAGCAAAUUUGAUCUUAAUUUAUUCUAAGCCUGGCAAAAAUUCACGGUGAACAAUUUUACGGGCGUGACAAAGCCGAACCACCCCGUGUGAAACGCCACGAUAUGCCGACGAUGAUCUGCUGUGUUUCAGAAUCCAUUUUAAUGACGUGCUCUAACAGUUGACUAAUUGCACCCAUUCCGCACCACCCACCCCAGACAGGCAGUGUUUCCCCCAGUGGAGACAAGUCCACACCAUCUUUUCACCCUUGUGUGAAGCCAUCAUAAGAUGUACACUGCUCUAAUGCAGCUGUUUCCCCAUACCUAAUUAAAAUGCAGUACUGUGGGUCAAAAUCAAUUGAUAUAUUCCAUGGUAACACAUGUUAAUGCUUUUUAUUCCAGUUUGUUACCUUUUUUUGAUGCUCUUGCAGUAGAGCUCUGUGCAUGUUUACUUUAGAGAUACAGCGCAGAAGCAGGACCUUUGGACCACCGAGUCCGCGCCGACCAGCUAUCACCCCCCCCCCCCCAAGUACACUAGCACUAUCCUACACACGCCAGGGACAAUUUACAAUUUUUACAGAUGCCAAUUAACCUACAAACUUGUACGUCUUUGGCGUGUGGGAGGAAACCGGAGCACCCAGAGAAAACCCACGUGGUCACCGAGAGAACAUACAGACUCGUACAGACAGUAGCCACAGUCGGGAUCGAACCCGGGUCUCUGGAGCUGUAAGGCAGUAGCCCUACCGCUGCACCACAAUGCUGCCAAUGUGACAGAGAUAGUCCAGUAACACACAAUUUAACGUGGAUUGUUAGAAUAGCCAAUACUCCUUUCAUAUUAUUUGUUUUUUGAUAUAUUUGAGGGUUUCUUUCACAUUGGUAAUAUCCACAUGUCCAGCUAACAUGUUAGCAUUCAUGUCUUUACGAUUAUAUUCCAGAGAGCAUUCACCGUCCUAAUAUCCUGAUUGUAUAUGUGGGAACAGCAGAUGCUGGUUUACACUGAAGACAAGACACAAAAUGCUGGAGUAACUCAGCGGGACAGGCAGCUUCUCUGGAGAGAAGGAAUGGGUGAUGUUUGAAAAAGUCCGAAGAAGGGACUCAACCCAAAACGUCACCCAAUCCUUCUAUCCAGAGAUGCUGCCUGUCCCACCGUGUUACUCCGGCAUUUUGUGUCUGUCUUGAUUGUAUCAUUCCUUUCGGUUUCUCUCAGCUUUUCAACACGGUUACAUUACAUGUCGCACCAGUUUGUCCUGGCUUUUCUUUCACAGUAAUGAGGGAUUGUGUCGACCAGACAUCCCUUUUUGUAAAGGCUUGACUUCACGAACUCACUAGUGACCUCUUCUGAUCUUUUAUGGAAAUUCUUCUGUAUAAUUCCAGACCCUCAGUCUCCGUGUCAGAUUCACUGAAGCUGCAGUCCAUCAGUCCGCCGAGUUAUUAUCGGACAGGUUUUGUUGAAAGUGAAAGACUGUACUGUCUGCAAAGCUUAAUUACGGGCAGGGACUCCAAAUGGGGCUGAAGCACAGAUGAAGCUGCACAUCCAGAGUCCAUGGAGAGUUUUGGCUCCAUAUUACAGGCAAAAACAUGGGCUUGGAUUUUUAAUCCAUUGACAAGCAGGGUGUGCCCUCUUGAGAGAAAUCAAAGUGUUUUCUAAGAACAGGAAAAGUUAAUGUUUGCGAAUUAGUGAUUUAGGCUUCAUGCUCUUGUUUUUGUAAUUAAAAAAAUCCAAUUAGCUCAUCUGAAACAUGGCUGUUAUGAAGAGUCUGUGGGGAAAGUCCCAUUAAACGACACUGUUUUUAAAUUGCUCUGCGCAUUGGAUCAGAGGGUAUCUGCACUAAACCGUGCAGUUCAGGGGCGGUGCGAUUUGUGCCAAGUUAAGGCCCUGUCCCACAUUCCCGAGUUACUCACAAACUCUCCCGAGUUUUCCCCUUGAUUCGAACUCGGAGAAUUACGUUAAUAGCCGUUCGUAGGCACUCGGGGCUAUUUUUCUAACUCGUGGACAUUUUUCAACAUGUUGUAAAAAAACGUUCCGACUUACCUGAUGCUCCGAGUUCGUACGGCUGGCAUUACGAGCCGCUACGAAACAUCUACGGACUCCUACGGCCUCCUACGAUCUCGCUACCGACAUUCCCCGAGUUCGAAUCAAGGGGGAAACUCAGGAGAGUUUGUGAGUAACUCGAGAAAGUGGGACAGGGUCUUUAGCUGAUCUCAGUGGUCAUUUGGGUGCUCCAGUUGGCUUUGUGGUCCUGUGCAAAAGAAAGUAAAGCUGCCGAGCUUCCCAGUAAUUGGGCUGGACGGACGCCAUUUUGAUGCCAAUUCAAGACUGGAUUGGCUUGGAUUGGCUUGGCUUGGCUUGGCUUGGCUUGGCUCUGAUGUUCUCCUUUAGCAGCCCAAUCUUGUGUGUGAAGAACGACUAUUGGAGUGAGGUGCCGGAAAGCACCUGCGGUAUCUGUGGAAACUGGCAAAAGUCAAUGCCUUUGGAAGAAAAGGAGAGCAAAAAAAUUAGGAGAAAUAAAAUAGUUGCAUUCAUUGUUGAAUCCAUUCGUAUGACCUGAAACCAAUUUUGACCAAAACCUUAACCUUAGUAAUUCAAUCAUUGAUUUAAUUCUUUUGAUACACGGUUUUCAAAGUAUUUUAGAGAGAGAAAAAAAAAAUCAUCAUGUUAACAUAACCGCGAGUGAAUUUUAAUGAAAUGAACACUGACAAACUCUGUAAUUAUCCAAGUAUAAGUGUACUUUUGUGAAAUUUAUUAAACUUGUUAAAGAUUGUAUAACCUAUUUAUUGUAUGUAUGUACAUACAGUCUGAUGCUUACUUAAAAUGUAAUGUGGUCUCAGUAGAAUCUGGCUCAGUCUCGUUUAGACUGGUGAUUCUUGUCUUGACCAUGUGCACUGGACUCUACCUCUGUAUAGAGAGUUUUCCCUCGAUCCUUGGUUAGUUGGAAUAUAAAAGCUUUUUUGUGUCAAACUGAUUAUGUACUUUACGUUUCCUUGUGCUGAAAAUACCUACUGUGGCUAUUUUUCAGUUUUGACUUUUAACGUGUAAAACCCCCCCCCGAAAAUGGCCGAAAUUGGACACUUUACGUUUCGUUGCAUUAAUGCAAACAACGCAUUUGUAUCUCCCUUUUUGUUGGACAACCUUGCCAAAUGCAGAAGAGUGUCUCUGGAUAAACUACACAACACCAACAGAUGUCCUGGACUGCAUCUUAUUCUUAAACAUACAGCGACCUGUCAAAGGGCUCCACCCUUGCUUAGGGUUUUGGGGUAAGCUCUGAAAACGAUUUCCCAUUGCUUCCCAUUCCUGUUGCAGUGAAUGACUAUUUUAAUAAAGUUAGGUGCCAAUUUGCUUAAA